This is a messenger RNA of Pocillopora damicornis (cauliflower coral), 3405 nucleotides long. RefSeq lists its product as uncharacterized. Gene Ontology annotation, cellular component: cell cortex. NCBI's taxonomy places the organism in Eukaryota, Metazoa, Cnidaria, Anthozoa, Scleractinia, Pocilloporidae. Gene Ontology annotation, biological process: establishment of mitotic spindle orientation. Gene Ontology annotation, molecular function: G-protein alpha-subunit binding; GDP-dissociation inhibitor activity. The record is from RefSeq and is a predicted model, not a curated record.
ACAGCCAUCCAGUACCAUCAACGUCAUCUAGAAAUUGCUAAACAGGUGGGAAACAAGACCGGAGAGGGAAUCAGUUACGGCAAUCUCGGCAACGCUUAUCAAGGUCUAGGACAGUUCAAAACAGCCAUCCAGUACCAUCAACGUCAUCUAGAAAUUGCAAUAAAAGUGGGAGCCAAGGCGGGAGAGGGAAUCAGUUAUGGCAAUCUCGGCAACGCUUAUGACGGUAUAGGAGAGUUCAAAACAGCCAUCAAGUACCAUCAACGUCACCUAAAAAUUGCUAAAGAAGUGGAAAACAAGGCCGGAGAGGGAAUCAGCUAUUGCGGGCUCGGCAACGCUUACGACGGUCUAGGACAGUUCAAAACAGCCAUUCAGUACCAUCAACGUCAUCUGGAGAUUGCUAAAGAAGUAGAAGACAAGGCGGGAGAGGGAAUCAGUUAUGGCAAUCUCGGCAACGCUUAUAAAGGUCUAGGACGGUUCAAAACAGCCAUCCAAUACCAUCAACAUCAUCUAGAGAUUGCCAAGGAAGUAGGAGACCAGGCCGGAGUGGGAAGAAGUUAUAGCAGUCUCGGUAACGCUUAUAAUUAUCUAGGAAAGUUCAAAACAGCCAUGCAGUACCAUCAACGUCAUCUAAAAAUUGCUAAAGACGUGGGAGACAAGGCCGGAGAAGGAAUCAGCUAUGGCAGUCUCGGCAACGCUUAUCAAGGUCUAGGACAGUUCAAAACAGCCAUCCAGUACCAUGAACGUCAUCUAGAGAUUGCUAAAGAAGUGGAAGACAAGGCCGGAGAGGGAAGAAGUUAUAGCAGUCUCGGCAACGCCUACAGUGGUCUAGGACAGUUCGAAAGAGCCAUCCAGUACCAUCAACGUCAUCUAGAGAUUGCUAAGGAAGUGGAAGACAAGGCCGGAGAGGGAAUCUGUUAUGGCAAUCUCGGCAACGCUUAUAAAGGUCUAGGACAGUUCAAAACAGCCAUCCAGUACCAUCAAUGUCAUCUAGAAAUUGCUAAAGACGUGGGAGACAAGGCCGGCGAGGGAAGAAGUUAUGGCAGUCUCAGCAACGCUUAUAAUUGUUUAGGACAGUUCAAAACAGCCAUCCAGUAUCAUCAACGUCACCUAGAAAUUGCUAAAGAAGUGGGAGACAAGGCUGGAGAGGGAAAAAGUUAUGGCAAUCUCGGCAACGCUUAUGACGGUCUAGGACAGUUCAAAACAGCCAUCCGGUACCAUCAACGUCAUCUAGAGAUUGCUAAAGAGGUGGGAGACAAGGCCGGAGAGGGAAGAAGUUACAGCAGUCUCGGCAACGCUUAUAAUUUUUUAGGACAGUUCAAAACAGCCAUCCAGUACCAUGAACGUCAUCUAGAAAUCGCUAAAGAUGUGGGAGACAAGGACGGAGAGGGAAAAAGUUAUUGCAAUCUCGGCAACACUUAUGACGGUCUAGGACAGUUCAAAACAGCCAUCCAGUUCCAUAAACGUCAUCUAGAAAUUGCUAAAGAAGUAGGAGACAAGGCUGGAGAGGGAACAAGUUAUGGCAAUCUCGGCAACGCUUAUCGAGGUCUUCGAGAGUUCAAAAUAGCUAUCGAGUACCAUCAACAGCACCUAGAAAUUGCUAAAGAAGUGGGAGACAAGGCCGGAGAGGGAGCAAGUUAUGGUGAUCUCGGCAACGCUUAUCAAGAUCUUCGACAGUUCAGUAAAGCGAUGGAGUACCAUCAACGUUAUCUAGACAUUGCUAAAGAAGUGGGAAACAAGGCUGCAGAGGGAAAAUGUUAUUGCCUUCUCGGCAGGAUUCAUGAGGGUCAAAGAAAGUUGAAAACAGCUAUUGAGUGUUUUCUACGUUACCUAGAAAUAUCCAAAGAAGUGGGAGAUAAGACUGGAGAGGCGUGCUCCCUCUGUUCCCUUGGAAGUAGUUUUCAGUGCCAAGGAAACCUUAUGAUAGCCUUUGACUAUUAUUACUUGAGUGUUGAAUUGUAUGAUGAUAUCAGGGCCAGUCUUCAACUCAACGAUCAGUGGAAGAUUUGUUAUCGUAAUCAGCACCAAGUAGCAUACAAAGGUUUGUGGCGUAUAAAUCUCAACCGAGGUCAAGUUGUGAAGGCUCUUCUUGCCACAGAGAAAGGACGUGCUCAAGCUCUGAGAGAUCUCAUGGUCAAAAAAUAUCAGCCUGGAGAUUCUUUAACGCUCAGUGCAUCCCGCAUUUCUCUGAGGUGGGUUCCAUUGAGCACAGUUUUCAUAGCUAUUAAUGGACCAUGCGUUUACUUCUGGGUUUGCCUUAGCGAAAAUAAUAUCCAUAUGAGAAAAGUACACGUGAACAAAUACAAGUAUGAGGAUGAAUUGGAAUUUUUCAUCAAGCUAUUGAACAAAACUGCUCUUAAGGAGAUCGAGAAAAGACUGCCGACAGGAGAGGAAGUGGCCAAUGAUGUGAUUCCAGUUGAUGUGAGGCACUCCCAAUCUAGUGCUUUAAAGAAGCUGCAUGACAUCAUCGUUACUCCUAUUGCUGACCUGAUCGAAGGUAACGACGAGAUCACAUUCGUUCCUGAGGGGCCAUUUUGCCUCGUACCUUAUGCAGCGUUGCAGUUCUCCAACUCAUCAUAUCUAAGUGAUUCUUUCACAAUUCGUUUGCUUCCCUCUCUGACGACCUUGCAACUAAUUCAUGACUGUCCAGCUGACUUUCACAUGAAGACUGGUGCAUUGCUUGUCGGCGACCCAUGUUUCAAACAUAUUAUCUAUGAGGGAGGGCUUUUGGUGCAACUUCCAGGAGCAAGGAAAGAAGUGGAGAUGAUCGGACGUAUCCUCAAUGUCUCCCCUCUCACUGGAGAAAUGGCAACAAAAGAUGAAGUGUUAAAACGAAUAUCAUCAGUGGCCUUAGUUCACAUAGCAGCGCACGGCAAAAUAGAAACUGGAGAAGUUAUUCUGGCACCAAACACCACAAGAGAUAACCUUCAGCCGCAAGAGAAAGACUAUCUGCUGACGAUGAACGAUGUCAUGGAAGCUGGGUUGCGAGCACGUCUGGUUGUACUCAGCUGCUGUCACACUGCUCGUGGGGAGGUCAUGGCCGAGGGUGUGGUUGGCAUGGCGCGUGCACUUUUGGGUGCCGGUGCCAGAUCUGUUGUGGUAACCUUGUGGGCGAUUGGCGACGAGGGAACCCUGGAGUUUAUGACGUUCUUCUACGGUGCACUUGCCAAAGGCAAGAAGGCAAGCGAAGCUCUCAAUCAGGCCAUGAAGUGUAUGAGAGAAAUUGAAAAGUUCAAGGAGGUGAUUUACUGGGCACCAUUUGUACUCAUUGGUGACGACGUCAACCUGGAUUUCAAGGAGAUUUAAAAGUUAAGGCAGUGAGCAUUGGAAUCCCAGGGAGUUUUAGGAUACCUACAAAUGCUGAUAUUUGGACCAUAAACCAGUAAGCUACCGAUGAAAUAUUUGUCA